AUGGGGAAAGGAGGGGGCUGUGUUCCUAGCAAGAAAAAGCUCCCCAUAGCCACCACCACCGCCGAUGACGGCGACGACAUCCUCCCCGAAUCCACCCCGCCAGCCACCGAUAAACCCACCUCCGAAGACGACGCCACCUCAAAGGUUCUUCUGGAAACAACGAAUCGGAAGCUCAAGCUCUGGAUAGUGUUCUACUCGAUGUACGGCCACGUGGAGGGUCUGGCCCGCCGGAUGAAAGUGGGAGCCGACAGCGUGGACGGUGUCGAGGCCGUACUGUACCGGGUGCCAGAGACGCUGCCGAACGAUGUCCUAGACAAGAUGCGGGCGCCGCCCAAGGACGACUCGAUCCCAGUGAUCGGGUCGGCCGGGGACCUGGCUGGUGCGGAUGGGUUCCUGUUCGGGUUCCCGACGAGGUACGGAUGUAUGGCUGCGCAGAUGAAGGCCUUCUUUGAUUCCACAGGGCAGCUGUGGAAGGAGCAGAAGCUCGCGGGCAAGCCCGCGGGGUUCUUUGUCAGCACGGGGACUCAAGGCGGCGGCCAAGAGACCACAGCGUGGACGGCGAUCACCCAACUAGCCCAUCAUGGCAUGCUGUUUGUUCCCAUUGGCUACACUUUUGGUGCUGGCAUGUUUAAAAUGGACUCGAUUAGAGGUGGUUCUCCGUACGGUGCUGGAGUCUUUGCAGGUGAUGGCACAAGAGAGGCAAGUGAAACCGAGCUGGCCCUUGCCGAGCAUCAGGGCAAGUACAUGGCUGCUAUACUCAAGCGGCUAGCUAUAACCUGA
Molecule: messenger RNA, 780 nt
Organism: Striga hermonthica
Lineage: Eukaryota; Viridiplantae; Streptophyta; Magnoliopsida; Lamiales; Orobanchaceae
Source: the annotation of a GenBank genome assembly